AUGGAGGAGUUGGAAAGGUUUCUGCGAGAGACGGAUCCGGAUUGGCCUGGCGAUGAUGAUGAAGAAGCACUUGGGGCAGACGUCCGCACGACACCCCGCCCUUCCUCAUCCACAUUCGACGAUGAUUUCGACGAUUUUGUGAGCGCCGGCGAUGCGCAACCUCGACCUUUGGAGGUGGCGGCGCGCUCGGGCUUGGCGAGCAUCGACGCGUGGCGCGCUUUUCCAUCCUUCCCCGACGACGACGACCACGACCACGACCACGACGACUUUUCUGCGCUCGACGCUGCUACUGCCACUGCUACUGCCGCAGCUUCGUCGACUUCGCAUCCGAGCUCAUGCGCGCAAACGCUGCAAGAUUUCGACGAGGCGGUGCGAUGUUUGCGCAAAGAGGCCGAGCGGGUGA
Molecule: messenger RNA, 403 nt
Organism: Ceraceosorus bombacis
Lineage: Eukaryota; Fungi; Basidiomycota; Exobasidiomycetes; Ceraceosorales; Ceraceosoraceae
Source: the annotation of a GenBank genome assembly